AUGGACUGCUGCAACGACUGGCACGCCUCGGACGAUGUCAUUGUCCUGUUCUAUUCUUCGAGGGGAGUCUUUCCGGAAGCGAUCCGUGAGAUUAUGCUACUGCUACGUGCCAAGGAAAAGCAUGCUGGGUGCAUCCAUAACCGCUGCAUCUUCUUGAUGGCGAGUAAUCCAGGUCUAUACAAGUUAGAAGAGAGGACCUUUGAUCUGGUCAAAGUACAGUCUUGGAUCAGCGCACACGACGAUGAAUUGAUUUCGCGCCAAUUGGUGUUCUCGAAAAUGAUACUCCAGUCAAUCAAGCAGUAUCAACGGCUCGAGUUCCUCGAAGCAACUACACCGUUCCACCAGCGAUUGGAGAAGAACAAGGAAGAAAGUACGAUGGUCGCAGCAGAGGACGUAUGGAGGCCAUCAGUAUGA
This is a messenger RNA of Recurvomyces mirabilis, 414 nucleotides long. RefSeq lists its product as uncharacterized. NCBI's taxonomy places the organism in Eukaryota, Fungi, Ascomycota, Dothideomycetes, Mycosphaerellales, Teratosphaeriaceae. The coding region runs from base 1 to 414 and encodes 137 amino acids. The transcript has 2 exons. The record is from RefSeq and is a predicted model, not a curated record.